AUGGAGGGGCAGUGGCCACCCACGCUCGUUACCUCACCGGUUCCCGUGUAUACGAGUGAGGUGGCGCGCGGCAGUUCACAUCCCUGCUGGUCCGCCAUACCGCCUGGGCAACUGAACGCGUACGGCGCGGCCACACAGGUUGAGCUUGCCUUCUACUACACGGCUGCAUGCCUCUCAAACGCGGUGUCAUUGAUGGCGUCUGCAUCGGAUACCACGCCGCCCACAACUACUCUCGAUCACAUUGUGCCCACAGAUGUGUGCGUGCAUCGCUGCCAAGUGGACAUGCGCGACGUGGUAUACGCCGGGUCGACCAUGGAGGAGGCAGACGCUACACUGAGCCGAGUGUUUCACCUCGAGCAGCAGCAGCAACAGCAACAAACUCGAUGCUGCACCAGACCCAUCAUCUUUUUACGAUACACGGACGGCGUCUUUGUCCCGCGCGUGUGCCUAUCAGACAUCUCAGCUGCGGCCACGGCGCUGCUGGAGGAGAUGCAGGCGGCUCGAACUCGCACCUUUGCCUCACCGCCGACGGAGGCCGAGCUGCAACCCACGUUUUCCUUUCCCGCCACGCUUCACACGAUCGCUGGCCAAACAUCGAUCAUGACGCCUGCCGCGGCGGAGGCGGCGGCGGCGUGUGAAGAGCUGCCGUGGAGCCGGGCACCGUCUUCUGUUGGCUGGCGGUACCCACCCACUGCUGUCCCUCGUGCCGGUCCGCUGCGUAUGACCAUAGGGGACGUGAAGGCGGCAACGCUCGCGACAGUUGCAUGGCAGCGACUGGCGGAGCUGACAGAGGAGCGGCAGGGACAACUGGCAGCGGACUUGAAUCGUGAAGCCGCCGCUGAUCCACUGGAGCGUGCGGGGGAGGCACGGUGUGCCGCACUUCGCGUGCAGCUGACAGCUGCACGAGAGCAGCUGACCCUCUCCACUCUGGAGCUGGAAGCGCUGCGGGAGCAGGUGGAGGAGCGGCAACGGCGGCUACAGAGACAAGAGGAGGCACAGGCCAAGCUGCAGAGCUAUCAGGUUUACACGGUAUCACCCGAGGCGGGAGAGCAAUCAAAGGUGACGGCCCGUGAAGAGGAGGCACAGCGCGCACGACUCCGCGCUCAGCUCGCCAGAAGCAGGCAGCAGCGCGCGCGGGAGCUGUGCCUGAUGUACACGGUGGAGCUUUCGUCCCAGUACGCGAAUGAGGCCUGCACACGCGCGGCGGACGCGAAGGACCACAUCAACAAGUGCGCUCUCCCGAUCAUGUUUGCUGGACGCGCCGAAGCUGACAGUGCCUCGCAUUUGGUGGCAAGCACGGCAGAGGAUAUGCAGGAGGAGGCCAUCGGUCUCGGCCAUGCCGGUCACCUGCUUGUUGUCCUUUCUAUCCUGUACAGCUGCGCACUGCCCUAUCCGAUUAUUCUAGCGAGCGGACAGAGCCACGUGCUUCAGUCGCCGAACAUCAGCGCCGAGCAGGUGUUGGCGGCCCCUUACACGCUCACCGAUGCGCGCAAGUACCCGCUAAGUUGCCACAAGGUGGCCGAGCGGCCUCUCAUGAUGGCUGGUGUGCAUCUGUUGCUACGCGAUGGGAUUGUCCUGGCAAAGGCGAUGGGGAAGCCGGAGCGCCGCGUGCUCUCCUGCUCUGAUCGGCUCGGCGCGCUGCUCGAUCUGCUGCUACACGACGUCGAGUGA
Messenger RNA from Leishmania mexicana MHOM/GT/2001/U1103, 1671 nucleotides. RefSeq lists its product as hypothetical. Gene Ontology annotation, biological process: SNARE complex assembly. Lineage: Eukaryota; Euglenozoa; Kinetoplastea; Trypanosomatida; Trypanosomatidae. Gene Ontology annotation, molecular function: SNARE binding. The transcript has a single exon. The record is from RefSeq and is a predicted model, not a curated record. Gene Ontology annotation, cellular component: endosome; lytic vacuole. Bases 1 to 1671 code for a protein of 556 amino acids.